This is a messenger RNA of Heteronotia binoei (common prickly gecko), 1465 nucleotides long. RefSeq names its product RCC1 domain containing 1 (gene RCCD1). NCBI's taxonomy places the organism in Eukaryota, Metazoa, Chordata, Lepidosauria, Squamata, Gekkonidae. The record is from RefSeq and is a predicted model, not a curated record.
AUGGCGGCGGCGGCGGGCGGCUGGUUCUGGGUGGGCUUCGGGGCGGCGGAGGGCGUGGGGCCGGAGCCGGUGCUGCUGGGGGCCCCGCCAGAAACGAUCCGGGCGCUGCGGCCCAGCUGGAGCUUCGUGGGGCUCGUGGAGGCGGCGGGGGGCGCGCGGCUGGUGGCGCGGCGGGGGAGCGGGGCGGCGUCGGCGGCGGUGCCGGGCGGGGCGUGCCGGGACUUGGUGGCGUCGGAGCGGCACGUGGUGGUGCUGCGGGAGGCGGCGCUGGAGGCCUGGCGAGUGGAGGGGCCCGGCGCGGCCUUGCGCGCCCAACAGCCCGUCUGGCGGCGGCAGCUCAGCGCCCACGAGGCGGCGGCCGCAGGUGAGUCGCGGGCGGGCGGGCAGGGAGGGAGGCGCCGCUGCCCCGACGGCCGCUGCUCCUCGCCGGCCUCUCCUCUUCCUCGCUCUCUCCUCCCCGCAGAGCUGCCGCUGGUGGCGGGCGGGUACGUGGAGCCGCGGGCGGCCUCCUUCUUCCGGCCCCUGUCGCCGGCCCUGCGAGCGCGCCAGCUGGCUCUGGGCCACGAACACGCGCUCCUCCUGGCCGCAGCAGCCCCCGACGCCGGGCACCUCUUCGCCUGGGGCGCCGGCAGGCACGGGCAGCUGGGCCACGGAGACCUCGCGAGCGCCGCAGAGCCCCGGCUGGUGGAGGCCUUGCAGGGGGUGCCCCUGGGCCAGGUGGCGGCCGGAGGCUGGCAUUCCGCCGCCGUCGGGGAGGCCGGGGAGCUCUACUUGUGGGGCUGGAACGAGUCCGGUCAGCUGGGGCUGCCUGCCAAAGGGAUGAUGGGAAGCCCUGGCGGGGCCACCACGGCUGAGGCCCAGUGCAGCAGAAGACCGUCUGGCGGGUUGCAGGCACCGCAGGAGAGCCCCCCGGCUGCCUUCAUUUCCAUCCAGGCCUUCCCUGCUCUGCUGGAUAUGCCUGAAGAGGCAGACGUCAGCAAGGUCAGCUGCGGAUCCCGUCACACAGCAGCCCUGACACGAACUGGGGAGCUCUACACAUGGGGCUGGGGUAAAUAUGGGCAACUGGGCCACAGGAACACAGCUACUUGCGACAGGCCCACGAAAGUCUGCUGCUUUGAGGCCUGGGGCCUUGGGGUGGCAGAGGUGGUGUGUGGGCCCUGGACCACCUUUGUUCUUGCCCUGCCUCUCUCUCACCCACAAAGGCACAGCUGCCAAAGGGCAGAGCACCCAGAGGAAUCCUCAGCCUGCCCUCCAGAAGAUGCCAGCGGAGCCUUCUUGCCAGCAGGGGCACCCUGACCAGAGUCGGAACGGAUGCAGCAGCUGGAAAGCCACCCCCCCCCCCCCAAAAAAGACAGUGCAUACCCAGAUCAGCAAUAGAGCCAUUCUUGCUUUAUUUUAUGCAGAGAGAAGCUACAAAACACUGUCUAAUAAUUCAUUUUAUUAAUAAAGUCUUUAGUCUUCUUUA